AUGGCUCCUUCAGAGAUGGAGGAAAUGCUAAGCUACAUGGACUGUAUCGGAAAUCCCCCAAUCUUUUCACUCGAUUCAGGCCACAGCAGCGCUACAUUUCCAUCAAUGGCGAUUCCGAGUCAGACAUCCAUGGAAUUCUGCAACAAUUCAACUUCCGACGAGGCAGAGGACAAUCAGGCCGCCGGCGGCCUGAUUGACGAGAGGAAACGGCGGAGGAUGUUGUCGAACAGAGAAUCCGCCAGGCGGUCGCGGAUGCGGAAGAAGAGGCGGCUCGAUGAGCUGUGGUCGCAGGUCGUUCUUCUGAGGACUGAAAAUCAUGGUCUGGUGGACAAGCUGAGAGACAUGUCGAACAGUCACCGGAGUGCUUUGCAGGAAAACGUUAGGCUUAAGGAAGAAGCCGGCGAGCUCCGGCGCAUGGUGAUUGAUCUCCAGGACAGCAAUUCCUUCGCCAUUUUCAAAGACCUGGAGGAGAUCACAUAAGGGGAGGCUGAGUCUCCAUCAUCGAGCUGUUCUGUGGAGCCGAUUGAUGAUUCAUUCCUGCAAAUUGCAAAGCGCUACACGACAACGGAAAGGGUGUGGAAUUCACUAGUCCUAUGAGGCAUCCGACGCCAUCGAAUCAUCGCUUUCGACGUCUUCUGCAUCUUUCUUGUGGCCUUCUUGAUGAUGGCCAGUGGUUCUAUCAUCCUCAUCAGCUUCAUCAUCAUCAUCGUCGUCGUUGUGUUCGGGGGAUGAGGCGAUAUACCUCGUCCACCCGGAUUCAGAGCUGCUGCAUUCUUCAAGAGAUUUAGAGGAAUCCAUUGUGAGAAGAAGAGUGGAGCAAAUCAAGAAUUGUGGUGUAUUUAUGGAAGAAAGAAGGAGGAGGAGUGAUUGGGUGUUGGGCAAUCUGCAAUGUUCUUGACUGAGAGGUAAAUGCUUCUUUAUCCAUCCAUCAAUUGAUUCAUCUAAAUUGGAUUGGCUAUAUCUAUAUGUUUUUCAUCAUGCAUAGAAGAAAUCCAUCAUCAUUGAAGACAAAAGUACUGCUUAGCUGUCUCUGCACAAUAAAUUCUCUGGCCUUUAUUACCAGGAGGCACUUUACAGGUGAACUAACCUCACUUAAAAAUAAAUACUAGUAGCAGAGGAAGUGUUUAUAGGUUAGGCCCUUUUAAAUUGGAAGAUACUUUGGUUGGUCUAUGAUAACAAAAUCAAAAACACACCCCCAACCACUGGAAAUCUGCCUAUUUCUUUACUCACUUACUCCCCUGUCUGCUUCAUAAAUACAAAGCUGCUUUUAUAAUGGGGGAUACAGAUAAGGCCCACUCUACAAUUGGCAAAGAA
Andrographis paniculata is the source of this 1314-nucleotide messenger RNA. RefSeq names its product basic leucine zipper 43-like. The record is from RefSeq and is a predicted model, not a curated record. The transcript is spliced from 3 exons. NCBI's taxonomy places the organism in Eukaryota, Viridiplantae, Streptophyta, Magnoliopsida, Lamiales, Acanthaceae. Gene Ontology annotation, biological process: regulation of DNA-templated transcription. Gene Ontology annotation, molecular function: DNA-binding transcription factor activity. The coding region runs from base 1 to 480 and encodes 159 amino acids.